Penaeus chinensis is the source of this 8217-nucleotide messenger RNA. It is a transcript of the gene sev, whose product is annotated as proto-oncogene tyrosine-protein kinase ROS-like. The transcript is spliced from 41 exons. The record is from RefSeq and is a predicted model, not a curated record. Bases 302 to 7963 code for a protein of 2553 amino acids. Gene Ontology annotation, biological process: positive regulation of kinase activity; cell surface receptor protein tyrosine kinase signaling pathway; regulation of TOR signaling. Gene Ontology annotation, cellular component: membrane; signaling receptor complex. Gene Ontology annotation, molecular function: ATP binding; transmembrane receptor protein tyrosine kinase activity; protein binding. NCBI's taxonomy places the organism in Eukaryota, Metazoa, Arthropoda, Malacostraca, Decapoda, Penaeidae.
UGUCGCGGAAGGAACGGGGUGUUGCACUUGAAUCUCGGACUACAAAAUUACAUUCCGCAGAUAAAUGUUGAAAGUUUGAUACGGGGACAGAAACCUAAAUAAUUUUAUUUCCGCCAUGACAUAAAACUUUUGUUUGGGGGUUAUAUCUCUAUUGUCUCUUCUGCUUCAAAAGAGCGAAGUUCGCAAUUAAUCGCUAUGGAAGGACUACAAGCGUAGUUGUUUUUUUAGUUAACAGACUGGAAAAUGCCGUAGUUCUUCUUUCCCCAGUUUAGUUGUUAUUCGCCUUUGUAUAUAUUUAAAAAUGCCACGGGAAGUUCGUCUACUGGCCCUACUGAUCGUGCUAGCAGUGUGCACGGGUCGGUCUAGGGCGAAAAUUACCAUCAGCUGCGAGGCCGUUUGUGAUCAGGUGGAGAGCGUCCACGGCGAGGAGGACAGCGAGUGCGACGCCGUCUGCCGCAUGAAGCAGUGUAAAGAUGGCUGUCUUGACUGGAGAGAAGGAACGCGCUCGUCCUGUCAACAGAUAUGCACUUUGCACGGCUGGGAGAGUGAAGACACAAUGUUUUGCACAAUGGGCUGUGUCUAUGCGGCGCAGUCUUACAUACGGCAGAUUGAAGAGCUGAUCGGCAAGCCCCCCGCCCCGCUGCUGGUGGGCAAGAGCGUGAGUGGGUCCAGCGUGGGCCUUCGCUGGACCGGUGCCCCCGAGGUAGAGGACGUCAAGUACCUGGUGCAGUAUCAGCAGAACAAGGGGCCUCCCGAGUGGGUCUAUUACAGGCCUAGUCACCCGGUCAACGCUACGGAGAUCAUUGUGGAGGAUCUGAAGCCUUAUACCAAGUACCAGUUCCGCAUUGCCUGGCUGGUUCUGCCUCGUCACACGCCCAUCCUCUCCAACCCGAGUUCGUGGAUCAGCACCCUCGCCUCGGGGCCUCCUCGCUCGCCCCCGCGGGAACUCCGGGCUGUACCUCUCGAUUGGUCCCGCGUGGAGGUGUCGUGGGAUCCGCCUCUCUUCCCUGGCGGAGAUCUCAUCUCGUACACGCUCUAUUCCAAGGAUGCUGAGGGAAAACAGGAGAUGAGGGAUAACAUUGAUGCUAAUAGUGAGAGGAGAUACAUUCUCUCGGAAUUAUCGGCAAACACAACUUACAUCCUGAACCUCACCUCCACCAAUCGCCAAGGAGAAGGACCAGCUGUUGUUGCUCAAGUGACAACCUAUCCUACAGCUCCUGCUGUUGACGAUGGCCAGGGUUACCUGCUACUUACCUCAGGGUCAAGGAUCUUAAAACUAGGACUAGAUAUUACGGACGCUCCUCAACAUCUGUACAACGUAUUGGAGCACCUCAAUAUUACAGGAAUGGCUGUCUACAUUCCCUACGACGUGAUCUACAUCAGUGACACAGGCGGUUCCAUCACGCAGCUGAUCCCAUCUUCGAAAAAAGUCUACACGCUGUUGACUCAAGACCACCUCCAUGGCUACCCUCUGAGCCUCUCUGUCGACUGGCUCUACUAUCACCUCUACUACAUCGUGCACCUAGAGCCUACAAUGAACAACGUGUGGCAGUUAUGGAGGUGCAACCUGAACGGAAAACAACCAGUGCUGAUCUACGGGGAACUCCAUUACGAGCCGAAGCAUCUACAGGUGGACCCUUACAAUGGAUAUAUCUGGUGGAUCUCCGAGGACGUGGAUGGGGGACUGUACCGCCUUGACAUGAAUGACAGCGACGAGACGAGGGAGCCUGAGAUCGUGCUGAGUUCCCCGGAGCUUGACUUGGGCGGCCUGGUGCUCGACCCGCCCAAUUUCCAGGUCCUCGUGGCGGACAGGAAGAACAACGCGAUGCUUGCUGUGUCUCUGGACGGCACUUCGGUUACCAACCUACGUGCCAACACCCAGCGCGCCUUCUUCCAGCACCUGAAGUCGGUCGUGCACCUGAACAGCCGCUUCUUCUGGACUGAUGGCAGUGAAGUCUACACUGAGGAACUUAAUGAUGGCACUUUCUAUCAUAUCAGUUACGUUGUGAUGAACAGCAUGAACACCGGAGACGUCGGGACCCUUGUCGCUGUACACGGUUCAACACAGCCUGUUCCUGUUCCACUUAAUCCACCGACUGAUCUGCAGGCUGUGUUCACCCGCACUACUGCGUCCCUGCGCUGGAAUGCCCCUGCUCUGCCUGCGCUGAUGGGAUCGCGUGCAUGGCAAAUGUGGCGGUAUGAGGUUCACAUCCAGGAAGGACGGAAGACAAUUUCGGACAAAAACAUAACCAGGACAACAUACCAGGCCGUUAAUCUAAGGCCGGGAACUUUUUAUAUCAUCAAGGUCCAGGCGUACUCCCUCGGGGGAAAGGGGCCCUGGAGUCGAGAAUUCCGAGGUCGUACUCUCGACGCCACUGACGACGCCCCUCAGUUGGUGUGGGCGACGGAGGACAAGAUAGUCAUGUCGAACCUCGUCGGGAGUGACAGUUCGGUGCUCGUGCCUCAAGAAACGUUGCAGACGAAGCUGAAAGGCGAGAAGAUCGUGGACCUGGCUUUUUUUCGAGAUACUCUGGUUAUGGCUGUGAGCAACCAGAGCGUCUUUCUGAUGAACAUGACAGCCUCGACGUUUGCUGAAGUGCCCAACACUCACGGCGUCCUCUCGGUCUCCGUGGACUGGCUCACACAGCGCCUGUUUUGGGCUAAUCCUCACAGGCAGAUGAUCGGGUGGUCAAGCCUGCAGGGGACGUCGCAAGGGCCCCUCAAUGUGGUCACAGCAGCCAGGGAGGUCCGCGUGGACGCCCUUCACGGCCGCCUCUUCUGGACGACGCCCCACGGCCUCCUCGUGUCGACUCUGGCGGGCAGGAACGUCUCCACGAUCCACCAGGAAGGCAUCUUCAGUGGCAAGCAAGUGUAUGGGCUGACAGUGGACACCUUUGGAGCGCGUAUUUGGUGGAUUGUUCGAGACGGCGAAGGUUGUAAGCUGUUUGGUGCUUCGAUGAAGGACAAGGUUGUUAAGUUUCCUACCAAGGCGCUUCCACAACCGGUUAUGCUUGGUCCCAUGUGGUACCUGAGCGAGCGCCUCCUGUGGCUCGGGGAGGACGGGGACCUCGUGGUUUCGGACACGAGCCUCAACAACUCGGCCGCCCUGCACACCUCCAGCCUGGGCAUGUUGCAUUUCACCGUUAUCUUGCCCGAUUUGCAACCCAUGCCAGCCAACGUGCUCGAGCCCCACGUGAUCCCAGGCCAGAUCGACGAGACCUCCGUGGUGGUCGAGGGGACGUGGGAGGAAUUCGUGCUCAGCUGGUCUCCCAUCACCAACAUCAACUACGGCAACCUUUUGUACGAGGUCAUCAUCGACAACGGCUCCGGCAAGAAGGCGAUCCUGACCAGAAACAACUCCAUUCCUUACGAGGAGAAGCUGCCUCCAUAUUCUCCCCUGAAGUUGUCCGUGAGGGGCAUCACGGACUGGAGUGUCGGCACGAGGCUCAUCAAGACGAUACGGACUCCAGCGUCGUUACCCGGCCCUCCUCAGGACCUGCGGACGUUCGUACAGAAGGUGCAGGACACAGUUGCAAUCAUUCACUUGCGCUGGUCGGCCCCCGAAAAGCCCAACGGUGAGAUAACAUCGUACGAGGUGAUCUACUGUGCCGGGGAGAGCGACGAGGGCUGUAGGAGCGUUUCGGUGGAGGGGAGCCAGAACCAGGUCAUGGUGGAGAACCUCAGUCCCGAUCAAGUCUACAGGUUCAAAGUUGCCGCUGUGAACGAAAUAGGCAAAGGGCCCUACAGUUCCGAUGUGACAGAGGGCCUGCAGCAGCACAUGCCCACUCCUUCCCUCAUCGUUGUCGCCGGAGAAGCCCUGAUGAAGCUAGACGCCGACCUGCAGGAGGAGAGAGAGAUCCUGAGUGAGAAUUCGAGAGUGCAGUGGGUGUCCGCUCUCCUCUCCAAUUCCUCCUUCGCUUGGAUGGACAUGAACUCGGACGUUUAUAUUACGCAUCUGACCACGAAUUAUACAGAGAGGCUCCUCCGUCUCGGCGGCCAGGGCGUGGGUUUGGCCGCAGACUGGGUCGGGGAGAUCAUCGUAUGGGCCGAGAGACCGUCCGUGGGCUCGAGGGAUAUCAACCUCCAGAUGCUCGAGAUCGAAUACAAGACCGAGAAAUCUCUCGCCAAAAUCAACUUCAGUGAUCCCAUCAAGAAAUUCUUGUUGUCACCCGCCACGAGUCAAGUUCUCAUGCUCCACGAAAGCUAUAGAGGUUCGAAACUCUCAAUAGUGAGUUUCGCUUACUCAAAAAUCGUGCAGGAUGUGUUUAGCCAAGAAAGGAAUUUGGAAUGCACUUGCUCGAAGAACCCCAGUCUUGUGGGCGGAGUUGCCUUGGAUACGACCAACCUCACGCAUCCCGCUCUGUACUUCGUGGCCGGCGGGAGCUCCAGCGAAACCCCCAGGACGACGGUCGUGUACAAAACGGACUUGCACGGCUGUGACUGCGAGUCGGUGUUUGUGCCGGAAGACUUUGGUUAUGGGCCUUGUGUCGAAAUAGCAGUGGACUUUGCUCAUCUCUACUGCUACGUAGGUGUUAACCAGACCCUCCUGUGGCUCCCCAAAACGGGCACUGUCUCUGCUGACUCUAUUCAUGCACAAUAUCUCUACAAUGCAACGUCUCUCAUCCCUCUGGAUCUUGCAACACAACCAAUGCCAGAACCCGAGUGCCUCAUAACUUCGAACUACACAGACCUCCCUGAACUAGCCGGCAGUCAAGAAACAGCCAUUGCCAUCAAGCUGAAAAUUCCCGAAGUCAAAGUCGACGCGUGUGGAAACCUGCCCUUGCCCCCCGUUAUGUACACUGUGUACUAUGCCCCCGUGUCCAAUUCUGACGAAGGCUCCUGCGUGACGGACGCGAAGAACUGUAGGCAGAGGAGGAGUACAAACAACGUCAUCACCGUGGACGGGCUGCAGCCUUUCACGCGAUACGUUUUCCGAGCUUCCGUUGAGACGGUCUACAACAACAGACUGGGAAUCGUAUCUAUUGCCAGUCCCUCUGCCAUAUUCAAGACUAAAGCAAAAGCCCCCGAGAGCGUGGGCAAGAUCACGGCCGAGGUCCUGUCGCCCGAGGAGAUCGACGUGAGCUUCGAGGCCGAGGCCGACCAGGUGUACGAGAUCCACUGGCAGGGCGAGGCGUCGAGCGCGGGGCCCCUGCGCUUCCACGUCAACAGCACGGGGAGGUUCCAGAAGACGAUCACCAAGCUGAGUCCCAACACGAAGUACGAGGUUUGGGUGCGAGUCUACUCCAAGGACAAGCUCCUGUAUACAGACAGCCCAAGAGUGGCGGUCAUCACACUGCCGGAAUUACCGUACCUGAAACUCGAGAAUGCGACAGCCCGCGCCCUCUACGUCUCGUGGAUUUCGCCUUCAGAUCACUCCGUCCUUCGCCAUGUUAUCCAAUACAUUCCCCGGGGACAAACGCUAUGGAACCACUUGUCCAUGGUACAAACAUCACCUGGACACAAGUACUUAGUCAACAUCACCGACCUUGUACCGGCCACCUCGUAUUUACUGAGACUGAGAGUGAUUUACAGUAAUACGCUCCACUCUUUCACGUGGCCGGGGAAGCCUUUGUUUAACUUUACAACACUAGGCGAGGUCCCAGGCGAACCCGGGCAGGUGAUGCGGCAGACGAGCGCCCUUUCGUCCAGCGUGGGCCUGCGAGUGUGGUGGAGGAAGGCGCAGUCCAACGGGGCGCCUGUCAUUGCGUACACACUGCAGGCGGCUCCUUAUACCUCCGACCAGCUGGAUGGGAAUAGGACCUUCACGACGGUGUACAACUCGACGGAAAACUUUUGGCUGAUAGAGGGCCUCGAGGAGUCCUCCAGCUACAUCUUCCGCGCUCGGGCCAUCAACGAGCUCGGCGUCGGGCCGUGGGGCAAGGAGAACCUCAUCGACACCGUGAUCGGCCCCAAGAUGCUGCCCCAGACAGACCUGCCCACAAUCCUCGCUUCCACCAUUCCAACAUCUUUCGUCUUCAUUGCCUUCUUGCUGUUCUGUCUGGUUUAUGGCAUGAAGAGAGCCGAGAGGAGGAGGAAAGUCAAGGCUGUGUCGGUGAGCGAGUCAUCACACCCUCACCAUCACCACCUGAGGAACAGAGAGGUCGAGCUGGCCACUCUUCGACAGCUCCCCACCAACAACAACUUCGUGACGGAGAACAAUGUGUUGUACAACCUCCAUACUUUCCCUGGCGAUGACUUAGACCUUCCUCAUGUUUCCCGCCACUGCAUCACGUUGACCAAAUUCCUGGGAAGUGGAGCCUUUGGUGAAGUGUUCGAGGGAACCGCUUGCGAGCUGCCAGGGCUGCCGGAAGUCACCAAAGUGGCAAUUAAGACUCUCCGCAAGGGCGCCACGGAGGCUGAGAAAGCAGAGUUCCUGAAGGAGGCUCAGCUGAUGAGUCACUUCCAGCACGAGCACAUCCUCCGCCUGCUCGCUGUGUGCACCGACCACGACCCUUUCUUCCUCAUCCUGGAGCUCAUGGAAGGAGGCGACUUACUGUCCUACUUACGCACUAGUCGAGGGGCCGAAUGUGGCUUGACCUUAGCUGACCUUGUGGCGAUGUGCGUGGACGUCGCCAAGGGCUGCGUGUACCUCGAGGAAAUGCACUACGUCCACCGUGACCUGGCCGCUCGGAACUGCCUCGUGUCCACAACCGACCCCGAAUCGCGCAUCGUGAAGAUCGGAGACUUCGGACUUGCGCGGGAUAUUUACAAGAACGACUACUACAGGAAAGAGGGUGAGGGGCUCUUACCCGUGAGGUGGAUGUCCCCGGAGUCCUUAGUUGACGGCGUGUUCACCAGCCACUCCGACGUCUGGGCGUUUGGUGUCCUUCUGUGGGAGAUCCUGACGCUGGGACAACAGCCGUAUCCUGCGCGGACGAACCUCGAGGUCCUUCACUAUGUCCGCAGCGGAGGACGCUUGAACAGGCCCCCUAAUUGCCCCGAGGAACUGCAUAAACUGAUGGAAAGGUGCUGGAGUUACAGCCCAGAGAACAGACCGACGUUCAAGGAAUGCCUCAGUACUUUGCUUAUGUUGGAGGAGACCAUUUCAGCCUUACCUGCCCUUGCCGUUCACAACGUGCAUUAUAUUGGGUCAAAUGGUCCAUAUGGCUUAGAUAACCUGGCUUAUGCUGUAGAUCGAGAUGAGAACCACAAUACCAAUUCAGGCAACUCCCUGGUGAGCGCCAACGGCUGCUCCGCGACCAACUCGUGGUCCACGCAGACGAGCAGCAGCGUGGCCAACCUGGGCCCGAGGAGAGGCAGCGGGCCCGAGGACCGAGCCCUGGGAGGCGAGGCCGAGGAGUGCGACUCCUUCUCGGGGGCGAGCACGCUGCCUCUGACGGCCCCGCUCAGGAGGCACCAGCAGUACCUACAGCUGGUGAACGAGCCCUCGCCCACGUCGCCGCCCGUGUCCCCGCGGAGUGAGGCGUCCUCGGACUGGCCGAGGUUCUCGUCGUCCGCCGAGGCUCCUCCGUCGUCGACCAGCCUCAUCGCGGCCGCCCAGGCACCCCCUUCGUCGUCGCCACCGGGCACGAGCCACGCGUCGCCGGUGCCCGAGUCGCCGACCAGCGUCACCUUCACCUUCCCUCUGCCCAGCCUGCAGAGCGUCGUGUCACCGCAGCACUACCUCAGGCCCUCCAGCAACAAGGUGUUCGCGGGGGCCUCGCGCCCGGGCUCGUCCGAGAACGAGGAGGAGCUCGACGCCGGCUUCAGCCCUGCGCAGGCGGACAACUCCUACGUCAACAUGUCUGCCGGGGCGGAGCUGAAGCUGAUGGACGAAGUCACAGAGGCCGCAGACUUGGAGAAAAUCAACGGCGUGAACAUGAGAAUCAAAAGAGACGGUGACUUGCAAGCGGAACUGGACAACCAUCGGCUUAGUGGGCUGUCAGGCCUGUCAGCCGUCAGCGGGAUGACGUCAGCCUCGACUGUCGACCUCGACCACAGUCCCAGUCAGUCAUGGUGUUGAGAGUGACGCGACUUCGACAUAAUGAAAUACUUAACACGGAGGGUAAUGAGCUUUUAAGACUUGAAUGUUAACAGACUUCUGAUGCCAACGUUUGUCUAUGUGUGGUUAAAUCCUCAUUCAAGAUACCAAACAACCUUUAUGCUAUCUGUGUCCCAUUUAGCUCCCUAUGUUUUCAAAACACACACACACACACACACACACACACACACACACACACACACACACACACACACACACACACACACACACACACA